AAAACUCGUUUGAACACCUUCGCAGUGGCGGUGACGCCCACGUCCAUGUGACUGUGACAGGCGUGUAGCGCAGUAAGUUUGUGCUCUCACUCCUGCAGCGCACGAGCUGCGACUCAGUGCCGAGAGGAGGAUGAUGAUGGUGAUAUGUGGGCUGUGAUUUAUUCAAGCGGAGAGGAUUCAGAUCUUACUACAUAGUGAGCACCUGCUCGUGGCAGUUCAGCUCUGAGUGCUUGAGCUCUGGGUGUGACGGUUGUCUUUUGUCCUCCACCUGCUUCCUCUCAAAUGAAUGAACUGGAAUAUCUUCUCUAUUGAGCUGGAUCAUGCUGGAAUUACAUUAAACUGAAAAGUUACGCGUGCAUAUGUUCACUGCCUUGUCUCUCAGUGGCACUCUCAACGUAUCGAUAACUCAUGUGUUUGUGUGAUUAUUGGUGCUCAUCUAAUGUCACACAGUGAGUGAGCGCGCUCCAGAUGCACGCGCUGUUUGAUCGGAAUUGGAAAGGGCUGGGAAUCGAUCUGUCUCCGGUCUCGUUACCCCACGUUGCCGUGAGGAUGUUCAGCUGUGUCGGGUGUUUUUGGGUGCUCCUGUCCGCCGCCCUGGUCGCGAUUUGCAGUUUUAGUUUCAUCUCUCCCGCAUGGAUAGUGAAGGACCACCUGAAAAACAAGGACUCUGUGAGUUUCGGGCUCCUGUGGCACUGCUCCGAGUCUAUGGAUCAUAUGUACAGAUGUUACACCUUUGGCGGGCUGGGCAAAUUUCAAGAGAUUCCUUCAAGUUCUUGGCAGACGAGUGCGGUGCUGUGUUCAGGUGGAUGUGCUCUGCUGGCAGUCAGCUCCCUGCUGGCCAUCAUCACCAUCUUCCUGCCCAGUGGAGCCUGUGAGAGGAGGAUCUGCACAUUGGCAGGAUACAUGCAGAUGGCUGCAGUGGUCAUUAUGGCAUCUGGUUUACUGGUUUACCCCUUCGGUCUCAACUCCAGCCUGGUCAAGUCUUUCUGCGGAGACUCUGACAUGUACUAUGCCGGGGAGUGUCAGAUAGGAUGGGGCUACAUGCUGGCUAUCGUAGGUGUCAUGCUCACCCUCUUCCUGCCCUUUUUCGCCAAGUACGCCCCCAAGGAGCAUCUGUCACCCACUCCAUUGCCCACCCUUUUAUAGAGCUUUAAAGACCACCGCCUACAAUAUUCAACCUGCUCAGCCAUCAGAACUAUAAUUUACACAAUUUGAGGUUGGACAAGCUGCAGAGUCUCAGCAUCAUUUGCCGUGGUUGGUAAUAAUGAUGGCAUCAAGGUGAGCAGAACUCAAGACCCAUCAUCCCCUCUAUUCUUGUUUUUUGUGCUGGUGUCUUCCCAUAUUCGACAAAGUCUUUUUUUCCCUCCACAAUCAACCUGCCAGGUUAAAAACUCAUUUGAAAAGGAUUAUAUGGAUUUUGGUCUUUCUUUCUCGUCUUUCUAAUUUAUUUUUAAGCUCUGUCUGUUUUUUCUUUCUUUCUUGAUUGAAGAUCUCUAUGGACUAACUACUGAAAAUAACGGACCAUGGUGCAAAUUUUGAGAUUUUGUUUGCAAGGAUCAAAACCAAAAAAUAGCGAAUUAAUUGAAAAUUGAGUAACAUUUUUCAAUAACUUUUUACUGAGACUUGUCAGCAUGCAGUGAAAGGGCAAUUGACUUAUUUUGAACUUCUAAUGGAUCAACAGAUUUAAAGGAAUGGUUUCAUUGAGAGAAACUGAACUCAAACUCAAUAAAUCUGACAGUUGGAAAGUUUUGCUUUAUACGGUUUCUAACACCUGAUAGUACCUAUUGAAGGACCAACACUGUGGCUUAAGUGAACUCAGACCAUUUUAUCCUCCGUACGAGUCUUAAAUUCACAGGCCUGUCUGUAUUUUCUUCACUUCGUUUCUCAUAACCCUGUGAGAGCCAUCAAGGAACUGUAUAUACAGUACGGACAAGGCCGUUGCUUCAAACUGCCAUGGAUGGAUCACAAGCAUGGACUUUUCUCAACAACUGUACGUGAAAGCGAAAUGAUCCCACAUGCGUUUUUCCAAACUGAGUGAACAGGAAAUGUUGUGAAGCCUCCUUUCGCUUUCUUUACUGUAACACAUACUAGUACUGAGUUAUUCAGGAUUACACAAAUCAGGAGCAAGGCUGUUCUUACUUAAAGUUGGGCUUAGUUAACACUGAGACACUAUGUUCUGGAAGAUACCAACUUCUAACCAACUUGUGCCUUUUGACCAUUGCUAAGACUUAAGUACCUUUCAUCAGGUAAACUACUUCUGAAACAUUUUGUAAAUGCUUUCUUGAUGGAUUAACAUUGUGUGAUUAUUUCUGUACGUCUCCAUCUUUAAUGAUGAUUAGUUUUAAUCGAAAGUCUUUAAUGAUGGAGCUUCUUGCCAAGCUGAUGGCCUGUUUUUGUUUUGAAAGGGUUUGAAUCAAAGAAAAAAAUGAUGAAAGCUAAAUUAGCAAGUCAUUGAACAAGACAGGACAACCAAUUCAGUUCUGAUUUGUUAUGACAGAUUUAUGUAUUACUUUAAGAAAUGUAAACGAUCAAAUUAAGCUAAUGUGCUAAUGCAUUUACUCUUGGCACAGCAAUACGGUGAAGCUAAAGCUUCUACUUGGAUCAUUCCAUAUUGCACUUGGCUCACUUUUGCUGUUGUGUUGAUUCAUUUGUGUGUUAUGUGUUCAGACUUGCUAAUAACAUUGGCACUCAACUGCCCUCUUAGUAGAUUUAACUCUGACUUUUCUGAUAUAGAUGAGCAUACAGCCCCCCAAAAAACCCAACAACUUGUUUUUCCCCCAUAGUUUGUGUGUACUUUUAACUGUUAACGGUAAGCUGUAGCUCAGAGGACAGAGCACAACUUUAAACUGGCAUCAGAUGUCAAACAUAGCAGGCCCUUUUAAUGUGUUUAUGCAGGAGUACACUGGCGUCCUCCCAUUGCCUUGAUGGUGACGGCAUUCUUGAGUUCUGUUUAUGAUCAUGUAUGUAUGUGAAGUCUGACCACUGGUAGAUCUUAGAUCUUGUAGAUUAGUGCUGUGGGUUUCCCAUUGUGAUGUUUUGGUUGUAAAUAAUUCUGUAACAUGGCAUCCUGAUGGUUGGUUCCCUUUUGAAAGAUAUAUUUUGAGAUGUUACCUCAUCAAUGUGUUUGUUUAACCUUUGAAAUCCUUAACGAAUUGCUGUUAUGUGUUUCUUCUUUGUAAUAAAUCAUUUCAUAAACUUAGCAAAUUGAAGUCUUUCAAAUGAAGACACCAAUAAAGCUUUAAAAAAAUA
This is a messenger RNA of Ctenopharyngodon idella (grass carp), 3249 nucleotides long. RefSeq names its product LHFPL tetraspan subfamily member 7 protein. Lineage: Eukaryota; Metazoa; Chordata; Actinopteri; Cypriniformes; Xenocyprididae. The transcript has 3 exons. The coding region runs from base 469 to 1146 and encodes 225 amino acids. The record is from RefSeq and is a predicted model, not a curated record. Gene Ontology annotation, cellular component: membrane.